This is a messenger RNA of Adineta steineri, 336 nucleotides long. The record is from the annotation of a GenBank genome assembly. Lineage: Eukaryota; Metazoa; Rotifera; Eurotatoria; Adinetida; Adinetidae.
AUGAGUCCUGAAGAUGCAUUAAACUCAAUUCUUGAAUUAGAAAAUUAUUAUACAGGACUGAAAAAUAACAUAAAUGGUUCACCAUCAGAAAUGGUUGAUAAAGCGUGGCAUGCACAUAUAUUAAAUACAAAGAUGUAUUUUCGCUUCUCUGAAGCAGCAUUUGGUCGAUAUUUUCAUCAUGUACCAUUUUGGUCUGGUAAUAUGGAAAUGGAAGCACAGUUUGAUAACAGUAUGUCAAUGUUUGAAAGAUUAAAUGCAUUAGGUGUUGAGAAUAUGAAUGAAACUGUCUGGAUGUAUCAAUCGAAAAAAAUGACAAACGAUUGCUCGUUACACUAA